AACAGACCGUGAGCUUUUUCUCCGACUUCUGAUUCAGCUCUUCGGGGCACCCAGCAAACAGUCUGCAGGUUCUGGAGCCACUCUGAGUCAAGAAACAUUUCAAGGAGAGAGACAAGAGGAAGUAAAUAUAACAGCAAGAGAUUUUGUUCCUUAUGCUUGACCUGGCCCUGACCAGCAUUCGACACCCGAUGUUGGGGGGGACCCCACCCAGGCGGGCCACCCUCCACUCCCUGCUUUUGGUGGGAGCGACAGCCUUCCUCUGCUCAGCCAGGUCCAUAGACGAGGAGCGAAAGCAGCUGCUAUGGAGAGAGCGGACGAUGCGGCUGGGCGGGCAGCUGGCGCUGACCAGAGCGGAGCAGGUGGCCAACCGGGUGCUCAUGGCCCACAAAGAGGCCGAGGUGCACAGUCCGCAGUUCCCUCCCAGCAUGCACUUCUUCCGGGCCAAGCACCUCAUCGAGAAAAGUGCGGUGUUCCACAUCCUGAAGAAGAUGCCGAAAGGGGCUGCCCUGCACGUGCACGAGUUCAGCAUCCUCCGCAUGGACUGGCUGGUGAAAAACGUCACCUACAGGCCCCACUGCCACUUCUGUGUCACCCACCGUGGGGCCCUGAGGUUCAGGUUUGCUCACCCAACUCCCCCAACGCCAGCGGAGUGUUCAGAGUGGGUUUUGCUGGAGAAGUACCGACAAGAGCUGCAGAACGUCACCGAGUUUGACGAGAGCCUUCUGAGGAAUUUCACGCUGGUGACCGAGAACCCCGAGGAGACCUACCCAAACCGAGAUGUCCUCUGGUCCAAGUUCCAAACCAUCUUCUUCUCCAUCUCGGGCCUCGUCAGCUAUGCGCCGGUGUUCAGAGACUACGUGUUCCAGGGCCUGCGGGAGUUCUGCCAGGACAACGUGCUCUACCUGGAGCUCAGAGCCAUGCUGCUGCCGGUGUACGAGCUGGACGGGAGGACCUACAGCCCAGAGUGGGUGGUGGAGACCUACAGAGACGUGGCUUCUCUGUUUUCGAGAGAGCAUCCCGGGUUCAUCGGAAUGAAGAUCAUUUAUUCGGAUCAGAGAUUCAAAAAUGUGUCCCUCAUCACGGAAUCCGUCUGGAUGGCCAUGAAACUUCGAACCAAAUUCCCUGGGAUGGUGGCAGGGUUUGACCUGGUGGGGCGGGAGGACACCGGCCGCUCCCUGCACCACUACAGGAAGGCUCUGAUGAUUCCCGCCUCGAGAGGCUCCAGGCUGCCCUACUUCUUCCAUGCCGGGGAGACAGACUGGCAGGGCACUUCUGUCGAUGGGAACCUUCUGGAAGCCCUAAUACUGAACUCCACCAGGAUUGGCCACGGAUUUGCUUUGACCAAACACCCAGCCAUCUGGACUGACUUGUGGAAGAAGGGCAUCCCAGUAGAAGUCUGUCCCAUCUCCAAUCAGGUUCUGCAGCUGGUGUCCGACUUGAGAAACCACCCCGCCGCUGUUCUCAUGGCGACCGGGUACCCCAUGGUGAUCAGCUCGGAUGACCCAGCCAUGUUCGGGGCCUCAGGCUUGUCCUACGAUUUCUACGAGGCCUUCAUGGGCAUUGGCGGGAUGAAGGCCGACCUGAGGACCCUCAAACAGCUGGCCCUGAACUCCAUCAAGUACAGUGCCCUGCAGGACACGGAGAAAAAGGCUGCCAUGGAAACCUGGGCGGAGAGAUGGGAUGCCUUUGUAGCGGAGCUGGCUGGAGGCCAGAGCAAGAAGACAGCCGCCUAGGACCCCGGUCCUCAGCUGGCCGCCACAAGCUGUCUCCCUGUCGCUCAGUUGUGCCUGAAUCCACUCCCCUGCAGUCCCCAAGCCCGUUUCUUUGUGCAGAUCAGCAAAGCCCUCCCAUUUGCUUACCAUCUCAGAAAUACUCCAUCAGCCCUGGCUGGGGUGGCGCAGUGGAUUGAGCGCCGGCCUGGGAAACAAAGGGUCACGAGCUCAAUUCCCAGUCAGGGCAUGUGCCGGAGUUUCAGGCCAGGUCCCCAGCAGGAGGCGCACGAGAGGCAACCACAUAUUGAUGUGUCUGUCCCUCUCUUUCUCCCAUCCCCUCUCACUAAAAAUAAAUAAAUAAAGUCGUU
Molecule: messenger RNA, 2080 nt
Organism: Artibeus jamaicensis (Jamaican fruit-eating bat)
Lineage: Eukaryota; Metazoa; Chordata; Mammalia; Chiroptera; Phyllostomidae
Gene: ADA2
Product: adenosine deaminase 2
Exons: 11
Coding region: 153-1733 (526 amino acids)
Biological process (GO): inosine biosynthetic process; adenosine catabolic process
Molecular function (GO): adenosine deaminase activity
Source: RefSeq, a predicted model, not a curated record